Cryptotermes secundus is the source of this 2363-nucleotide messenger RNA. RefSeq names its product fructose-bisphosphate aldolase (gene Ald1). Gene Ontology annotation, biological process: glycolytic process; fructose 1,6-bisphosphate metabolic process. The transcript is spliced from 8 exons. Gene Ontology annotation, molecular function: fructose-bisphosphate aldolase activity. NCBI's taxonomy places the organism in Eukaryota, Metazoa, Arthropoda, Insecta, Blattodea, Kalotermitidae. The coding region runs from base 103 to 1197 and encodes 364 amino acids. The record is from RefSeq and is a predicted model, not a curated record. Gene Ontology annotation, cellular component: cytosol.
GGUUCGUCCUUUUUGUCCUUGACGUACAGUAGGAUCAGCUGCUUGUAGUGUUCUCAUCAGGAGAAUUGCUGCGAUCUCUUAUUGUAAAAUUCACUGCGCAUAAUGACCACCUACUUCAACUACCCUUCACCCGCCCUGCAAGAGGAGCUGUCCAAGAUCGCGAAUGCGAUUGUAGCACCAGGAAAGGGCAUUCUUGCUGCUGAUGAGUCUACAGCUACCAUUGGCAAGCGAUUUGCUGACAUAGGCAUCGACAACACGGAUGAGAACCGUCGCCUGUACAGACAGCUCCUGUUUACUUCAGACAAAGUGGUGGCAGAGAACAUCUCUGGUGUGAUUCUGUUCCACGAGACCUUGUACCAGAAAGCUGAUGAUGGAACACCAUUUGUAGAACUGCUGAAGCAAAGAGGAAUCAUCCCUGGCAUCAAAGUUGAUAAGGGUGUUGUUCCUCUUUUUGGUUCAGAGGAUGAGGGCACCACACAGGGACUGGAUGACCUUGCCCAGCGUUGUGCACAGUACAAGAAGGAUGGCUGUCACUUUGCCAAGUGGCGUUGUGUGCUCAAGAUCAAGCGUAACACUCCAUCAUAUCAGGCCAUUUUGGAGAAUGCCAAUGUUCUGGCUCGCUAUGCUUCCAUCUGCCAAGCAAACCGCAUUGUGCCCAUCGUAGAACCUGAGGUCUUGCCCGAUGGAGAUCAUGACCUGGAUCGUGCACAGAAAGUCACAGAAACUGUUCUGGCUGCGGUUUACAAGGCCCUAAAUGACCAUCAUGUAUUCCUGGAAGGCACACUGUUAAAACCAAACAUGGUGACUGCUGGCCAGUCAUGUACCACGAAGUACACUCCCAAUGACAUAGCAGCUGCCACAGUGACGGCCCUGAACAGGACUGUCCCAGCUGCUGUGGCAGGCAUAACAUUCUUGUCUGGUGGACAGUCUGAGGAGGAAGCAUCUGUCAACUUAGAUGCUAUCAACAAGUACAAAGGCAAGAAACCGUGGCCUCUCACCUUCAGCUAUGGACGUGCCUUGCAGGCAUCAGUUCUGCGAGCAUGGGGAGGGAAGCCAGAGAACGUUAAUGCUGCACAGAAUGAGCUAAUAAAGAGAGCCAAGGCUAAUGGGUUGGCUGCCAAAGGUCAAUACCAGGCAGGCAGUGUACUGGGCCAAGCCGCAGACCAGGGGCUCUUCAUCAAAGAUCACAACUAUUAAGGUGUGGUCCACAGAUUUAGUCUGAUGACACAAACAAUCCUCUCUAGCAUCACCAGGAAUUUACCAACCAAGAAAACAUAAGCUGGCUUCAAACCUUUAAUAAAAGUACCACAUUAUAUUGUUAACUGCAGUAUGUUUCAAAGAAGUGCAAGAAUUAUCAAGAGCAGCAAAGGGGCAUAAAUUUUAUCAGUUUUAACACUAAACAAGACAGAUAAAGAGUAAAAAAGUAAGUGAGUAAGAUUUUAAAUUUGUUUUAAAUAAGCUGUAUAACUGUGGUUUCCAAACUGUGGUUUUACUUAAUUGUUGGCAUAUUUUUAUUGCUCACAGUCUUCAGAACUGCUCAGAUAUGUUUCAGAAUAUUCAGAAUUAAUCAACUUGGAACAAAUUAAUCAGACUAACCAAGUCAUCUCUCCUGGUUAAAAUUUUAAUUAAAUUCUUCAUAUGUAAGAUAUUUUUAUCUCAGGUUGUAGUGAACUUCCUGAGGAAAACUGAGACCUGUACCUCCCAAAGAUUGCCACCAAGAAAGAUUCAGGGAAGCAGUGUAUUGUCAAAACCAAGAGGCCAAGUGUAUGCAAUAUAUGACAAACAUUGUUUAAUAUAUCAGUGAUUGCAUAGUUAAGCCACAGUUUAGGAAACUUGUAUUCCAGAACUAAGAGAAUUAUAACAUUCAAGGAAAACAGUUUUUUUUUCUUUUUUAGAUUAUUAUAAUUAAGUAAUGAAUUCAAUGUUGAAAUAAGUCCAGUUUUAGCUUAAAUGUAGUCAUUUGGUCUUAAACCAAAUGAUCCUACAAUUUGUGAUUUGCUGUUGUGAUCAAUUAAGAUAAGAAAAAAAACAUUAGUGAGACACAUGUUGUAAUUACUAUAAAAACAAAUGUAACUAGAUUCCAGAUCUGUAAGUCACUUUUUCCUUCUUGUUGUUUAACUGUUAAAAAUGAAGAAUGGGAAACAGAAAUGCAGAAUCUUAAAAAAUUAUUAUGUGUAUAUGUAUAUAUAUUUCUUCAUUUAGUGUUUUCUGUACGUACCCCCACUUAAUGCUUAAUCAAAUACUGAUAAAAAUUAAGUGUAUAAAAUCAGAUUAUAUCCAUGUAAAGUCACCAAUUGUAAACACUGUGUGGAGGAAGUAAUAAAACCAUCAUUAUCAACACCAGUAAUGUGUACAAAGUGAGA